ACGAGGUCGUUUGAGGUCGGAGGUGAUUGUAAUCGAAUUGAAUGGAAGCAGCGUCUCUCUCCUCGUGCCAUUGCUGUUCUUCUCCUUUCUGAUUUUCCAAUUCUCUAAUUUUGCGGGCAAUCGAUUUUAUGCUUUGGGUCAGUCCUUAAUGAUCACAUUCAGGCUUGAAUGAUGCCUUUUGAUUGGUUAUUUACAUAUUGUGAUUCAGAAUGUGGAACUUUGCGUCAAACUGUGUAGCUGGAAGUGUCGGGCUGAAACGAGAUUCUCCAAAGCCAACUCAUUCUGCAGAAUGUUCUGAUGAUGAGACUUCUAUUGUAGGCAGAGAGGAAGGGUUGGAAUGCCCAAUAUGCUGGGAAUCGUUCAAUAUUGUGGAAAAUGUGCCCUAUGUUUUAUGGUGUGGUCACACCCUUUGUAAAAAUUGUAUCCUCGGACUGCAAUGGGCUGUUGUGAAAUUUCCAACGCUGCCAGUUCAACUUCCACUAUUUAUCUCCUGCCCAUGGUGCAACCUUCUAUCUUUCCGUUUAGUUUAUCGUGGAAAUCUUAAAUACCCUCGCAAGAACUACUUUCUUCUUUGGAUGGUUGAGAGCAUGAAUGGUGAUAGAGUGAAAUCACAUUCAACUUUCUCUGCUGAUAAUCAACAACACUGGCCAGUCAAAGACAAUUUAACCAUGGGAAGCCAAGUAAGCCAUGGCAACCUUCGGAGGGGGCAAGUUCUCCAACCAGAUGCAUCACGUUCCAGCCAGUAUCAUGGUAAUACUGGUAAUUACCUCAGUAUGGAAAGACUUCAUAUAUCUCUUCGGAAGUCACUGGUUUUCUUUGUCCAGUUGACAGCUAAGUUCCCAUUGGUCAUUAUAUUUCUUUUGAUUGUCUUAUAUGCAAUACCAGCCAGUGCAAUCGUUUUAGCUCUGUAUAUACUUGUUACAAUUCUGUUUGCACUCCCAUCUUUUCUCAUCUUGUACUUCUCAUAUCCGAGUUUGGAUUGGCUUGUCAGGGAAAUCAUCACUUGAGAUGGGGAACUAGUAUAGACUCCAACUUUGUAAGCAUUAAGACUAUAAGUUUGCUUCACCUAAUGGCCCUCUUUAUCCAAUAUCUUGUAUUUUUUAUUAGCCAACUUCUUACCUUUACAAGCUGUGUCAUUUUUCUUCCCAUAUAGAGCCCCACUCAAUUUCAGUAUACUUGAAAUAUUGAUUUUAGCUCUGGUAGAGCUUGGCUAGCUGGUAGGUGUGGCGUCAGUUUUUGGCAUUAAUAGUGUUCAUGUCAACCACGGCUGUGGAAUAGGGUAAUUGAAAUGCUUGUGUCUUUUCCUGGUGGCAAAUAUUUGCAUUAUCAACAUCAGGUUUUGUUUUGUAUGGAGACAUGGAUGUUCCUUUCAAUACAGCUUAUAAUUUUAUGCUUGUAAAUUGUGUAUAUAAUAGUUGAGUUGUUUGUCUGGCUACGUUUGGAAGUACUAUCUGCUUGAUUUUGAAAUUAGUGAUACAAUUAAUA
Gastrolobium bilobum is the source of this 1485-nucleotide messenger RNA. RefSeq lists its product as uncharacterized. The transcript is spliced from 2 exons. Lineage: Eukaryota; Viridiplantae; Streptophyta; Magnoliopsida; Fabales; Fabaceae. The record is from RefSeq and is a predicted model, not a curated record. The coding region runs from base 210 to 1007 and encodes 265 amino acids.